AUGAGUGGUGUGAACGAUAUUAAAAGCAAGCUAACUGUGAACCGAAACGACAUUUGGUUGCUGGUGCUGUCGGUUUUUGUGCCUCCUGUACCAGUGCUGAUUAGAAAAGGCUUCUUCAGUAGAGACUUUUUGUUGAACUUGCUGCUUUUCAUAACGUUUGUUAUUCCAGCAAUUGCCCAUGCAGCCUUUGUGGUCGUCGAGACAAGCGAAGAAAGGAACAGAGAUUUUGCUCUGGUGCCAUCGCACGAUGGCCAAGAGGAAGCUACUGGUCCUAGUAACGGGGACUUCAACGUGGAUCUGGAGGCCAACAGCCAGAGCCACGACUUACCUGAGUACGAUGACGUAGUGACAGCUCCCGUGGCUGCCACCGACAACAAGGUUCAAAAAUAG
Molecule: messenger RNA, 390 nt
Organism: Torulaspora globosa
Lineage: Eukaryota; Fungi; Ascomycota; Saccharomycetes; Saccharomycetales; Saccharomycetaceae
Gene: SNA3
Product: Sna3p
Exons: 1
Coding region: 1-390 (129 amino acids)
Cellular component (GO): membrane
Source: RefSeq, a predicted model, not a curated record